Molecule: messenger RNA, 2043 nt
Organism: Hansenula ciferrii
Lineage: Eukaryota; Fungi; Ascomycota; Saccharomycetes; Phaffomycetales; Wickerhamomycetaceae
Product: Clathrin coat assembly protein
Exons: 2
Coding region: 1-2043 (680 amino acids)
Biological process (GO): clathrin coat assembly; clathrin-dependent endocytosis; vesicle budding from membrane
Cellular component (GO): clathrin-coated pit; clathrin-coated vesicle
Molecular function (GO): clathrin heavy chain binding; 1-phosphatidylinositol binding; SNARE binding
Source: RefSeq, a predicted model, not a curated record
AUGGAGCAGGAUUACCAAUGGUUUGACAAAUUAUCAGCUACGGUGGCUGCCCCAAAGCCAAAAUAUAUCGAGCCUAUAUUGCUGGCCACUACUGACAAGAGUGAAUUCAGACAGGUUGUUGCUGCUCUACAAAAUAGACUAGGUGAUACCGCUUGGUCCAUUGUCUAUAAGGCCCUUUUAGUGCUUCAUAUCAUGAUUAGAGAAGGUGAAGCGGACAUAACGUUGAAAUAUCUAUCCAAUCAUUUACACUUUUUUGACUUGAACCAGAUUAAGCAGAUAGGUUCUGGUGAUGCUAAACAAUUGACUCGAUAUGCUAAAUAUCUUGCUGUGAAAUCUAAACAAUAUGGUAAUGUUGGAAUAGAUUUUGUACGUGAUGAACAAAUCAAUAAAAAAGAAGGUGGUAGACUAAGGAAUUUAUCAAUAGAUAAAGGUUUAUUAAGGGAAGUGGAAAGUGUGGAAAGACAGAUUGCAGCGCUUGUACGUUGUAAAUUUUAUGAAUCUGAUAUCAAUAAUGAUAUUGUCUUGACAUGUUUUAGAAUGUUGGUUAACGAUUUAUUAUGUCUUUAUCAAACUCUGAAUGAAGGGGUUAUAAAUAUAUUGGAACAUUAUUUUGAAAUGUCAAAAUAUGAUGCAGACAGAGCAUUGGUUAUAUAUAAGGAAUUUGUUGAAUUGACUAAAGAUGUCGUUAAUUAUUUGAGAAUAGCUAAACAUUUAGAGUAUGCAACAAAACUUCAUGUUCCAACAAUAAGACACGCCCCAACUGCAUUGGCUAAUAGUUUAGAAGAAUAUUUGAAUGACGGUAAUUUUGAAGUUAACAGAAAACAAUAUCUUGCAGAAAGAGAAAUUAAAGGUAAGAAUCCAGAUGCCAAAAGAGAAAUUCCAUUUAAUAAUAAGUCACAAAAUGAACAACAACAACAACAACAACAACAACAAACCAAUGUUCAACCAAAUGCUACUGGAUAUAAUCCAUGGGCUUCUCAACUGGGAUUACAAGCUGUCAAUUUGAAUGGAUACCAAUCUCAACCACAACAAGUUAAUACUCAGCAACCUCAACAACAACAACAACAACAACAACAACAACAACAACAACAACCUUUAGUACCUCAGCAUACAUCUAAUCCAUUCCUACAAGCUCAAGCAACAAAUCAAGCUCCACAAGUUCCUCAAAUUCCACAAGAAUAUCAACAACAAUUUCAACAACAAUUUCAACCUCAACAAACUGGAUUCCAGCCAAUUCAACAAGCUCAGACAUUUAAUUUUGUGGGAAAUCAACAACAUCAACCUCAACAACAACCAUUCCAAUCACAGCAAACUGGAUUUCAACCAAAUGGAUUGCAACAAUCUUUUUCAACUGGUAUAAUUCCAAAUCAUACCGGUGCUGGAUUCGGUAAUUUCAAUAAUGCUACUCAAAUUCAACAGCAACCAACAGGUAAUCCAUUUUUACAAGGUCAACAACAACCAACCCAACCUUUCCAACAACAACAACAACAACAACAACCACUUAACUCUGCGCCUAAGGAAUUGAAAUCUUCUAAGACUGGUAAUAAUCCAUUUGCAAUUGAUUAUAAAUCCAACCAAAAUUCUAUAUCAGAUAAUAAUCCAGCAUCAGGUGCUUUUGGAUCCAACUUAGUGCCUCAAAAGACAAGUAAUCCAUUUGCUGCUCAAUCAGCUUCGUCCUCAAAUCCAAAUUCUACAUUACAUACUGGUCCAUUGACAAGUCAAGUGACAGGCACGAAUCCAUUUCAAAAGGCAAGUUAUACAUCAAAUAGAAUUUCAACAAAUAAUCCUAUACAACCACAACAAACCUUCGGUGGAUAUGAGAAUUUGCCUACUAAUCCUGUAUUCCCCCAAACUAUUCAACAACAACAUACUAAUCAAUUUCAACAAAAGGCAAAUUGGGAUUUACAACAACAAGUUGCAUAUAAUCAACAACAACAAUCCUACCAAAAUCAACAACAGCAACAGCAACAAUCAUUCCCAAACCAGCAACAAACAGGAAAUCAAUUUAGUUUUCAAGCAUAUGAUGGACCAAGUUUGAUUUGA